UCAGUACCUUGUCGUUCGUACUUGAAAUACACAACCCAUCAACUGCUCAUUUAAUCACGAUGAUUAAGAUAUUGAGUUUAUUACUAGCAUCAGGGGUGUGUAAUGCAGUGUUAAUUGGAGAUAAUAGCGCACACGGGAACUAUCCAGAGUAUGCUCAUUAUGAAGGGUUAAGUAACGAGUAUGAAGGACAUCACAUUCUCCCUACUGUAUCUGUACCAAUUCAUUCAGUAUCAGCUGCACCCUUUCAUGCUGAGCCUCAUCACGACAUUCAUCCUCACCAUCAUCCAAUCGAGCACCACGAUCAUCAUCACGACCAUGAUUACUACUCUCAUCCAAAAUACACAUUCAAUUAUGGAGUUCACGAUCCUCACACUGGUGACGUAAAAACCCAGCAUGAAGUUCGUGAUGGUGAUGUUGUUCACGGUUCAUACAGUGUUAAUGAGCCUGAUGGUAGUGUUAGGAUAGUUGAAUACACAGCGGAUGAUCACAAUGGCUUUAAUGCUGUAGUGAAAAAGGUUGAACCUUCUUUACAUCCUGCACCCAUUCACGUUGCCAAAUACGUCACAGCUGCACCCGAUUAUUAUGGAUAUGAAUUUGAUAAACACCAUAUUUAGAUAAUUAUUGUUUUAUAAAAAAAUUAUAUUUAUAAUUUAUGCAUACUCAUGUAUAUUUUUUUAAUUGUAUUUUGUUUCUUAAUGUGUUCAUCAACUA
Molecule: messenger RNA, 711 nt
Organism: Chelonus insularis
Lineage: Eukaryota; Metazoa; Arthropoda; Insecta; Hymenoptera; Braconidae
Product: cuticle protein 19-like
Exons: 3
Coding region: 60-614 (184 amino acids)
Cellular component (GO): extracellular matrix
Source: RefSeq, a predicted model, not a curated record